CACAUAGCUUUUCUCAGUGUCCUUUAAAAGCAGACUCUCACCACAGAGACAUAGCACUUUAGAGAGAGAGAAAAAAAAAUGGAGAGUCUAUCAUCUGACACAAGAUCUAGGGUUUGUGGAAUCUCUGUUGAGGAGGAGGGCCCAUACACAAAAGCCGAAUCCCUAGAAUUUGCAGACUCACCAAUUGCGUUGUUCAAAAAUGAAGACCCAUGGAUCAAGAGCAAGAGCAAGAGCAAGAGAAAGAAGAACCAAGUCUAUCUUCAAGGUUACGUAGAGACGUCUGAUGACGAAGAGCUCUUGAGGACGAAAAGCUUGACGGAUGAAGAUUUGGAUGAACUCAAGGGCUGUUUGGACCUAGGGUUUGGGUUCAGCUAUGAGGAAAUUCCUGAGCUUUGCAAUACUUUGCCUGCUCUUGAGCUCUGUUAUUCCAUGAGUCAGAAGUUCCAGGAUGAGCAACAGAAGUCGCCGGAGACUCCCCCGGCGUCGGCCUUACCCGAGUCGGGUCCAAUUGCCAAUUGGAAGAUCUCUAGUCCUGGUGAUCAUCCUGAAGAUGUCAAAGCAAGGCUGAAAUUUUGGGCACAGGCUGUGGCAUGUACUGUGAGAUUAUGCAGCUAGAGGAGAUGAGAGACUUCUGAGUUCAUCAGAAGAGGAAAAUGAAUGUACAUUCUCUUCACCAUGGGAAUUUCCUAUCCUGGACCUUCAUGGAGAUGGACAUACCGGGACGAAAGUUCCUUCAAUUUUUUACCUGGAGAUGGACAUUCCGGUAUCUGUCGAUCGAUCGGCUUUAAAGAUGUCAAAGAAGUUGAGGAGGAAGAAAUGUUGAGGUCCGAGAUUAACCAAAUACAUACCCUAAUGUGUCACUGACAUAAUUCGUCUGAGGCUGAGUUAUAUAUUUCAUGAUCAUUGUAUCUAGUGGAAUAUAAAUUAUAAUAUAAAUAAAAGUUUUCUUCAUCA
Molecule: messenger RNA, 954 nt
Organism: Cornus florida
Lineage: Eukaryota; Viridiplantae; Streptophyta; Magnoliopsida; Cornales; Cornaceae
Exons: 2
Coding region: 79-615 (178 amino acids)
Source: RefSeq, a predicted model, not a curated record